Xenopus tropicalis (tropical clawed frog) is the source of this 2793-nucleotide messenger RNA. It is a transcript of the gene immt, whose product is annotated as inner membrane protein, mitochondrial. The record is from RefSeq and is a predicted model, not a curated record. The transcript is spliced from 15 exons. Gene Ontology annotation, cellular component: mitochondrial envelope; mitochondrial inner membrane. Bases 129 to 2429 code for a protein of 766 amino acids. Lineage: Eukaryota; Metazoa; Chordata; Amphibia; Anura; Pipidae.
UCAUGCCAUAGUGGGCGUACCCCGGCGAAUGACGUAGGCGGAGCUAGAGGUGCUACACGGACCGCGCCUCCAUUCAUGCCGUACUGAGAGCGCUCCCGGAGCUUGCCCUCCCCAUCACACCGGAGAACAUGCUGCGGGUGUGCAGGAAGGCCCAGGCGGCGGUGCUCGCCAAGGAAUGCCUGUGUAGCAGAGUAUCCCUCCGUCCCUUGCGUGCAGCCAGAUCCUACUCUACUGCUGAAUCAUCUGGUCCCUCUGCUGCAAAGAUCAUUGGUGCCGGCAUCUUGCUCACAGGCGGAGGCAUCGGGGGCACUGUCCUGUACGCCAGCUGGGACCCACGAUUUCGAGAGAAUGUUGAGAAGACUAUUCCCUACUCCGACAAGCUGUUUGACUUGGCUCUCGGGCCUCCUGCUCCAGCCAGUCUGCCUGUGCCAAAGAAACCACUAAAAUCGGGCCCACUUCAGAUUUCCUCUGUGUCUGAAGUGAUGAAGGAAUCCAAGAUGCCUAAGAAAGAGAAGGUCGAGGCUCGUCUACCAACUCCUCCUCCCCCACCUACGGAAAAUGUGGAUUUGGAAGCAUCAUCGCAUGUAGCCCAAAUAAUCUCAGCAACUGGGGAAGCUCUGUCUGUUCCGGCUUCAGUCGUUCACGAGGAGGAGUCUUCCAAAGCCUCAGAGCCAGUGGAGCCAGCAGUCACUGCAGAGGAGCACUGCAAGGAGUGUGAGCACGAGGCUACGCACAAGUUGAAAGAACGGCCUCCUGAAGAGGUGGCGGCUCGCCUUGUUCAGCAAGAUAAGGAAGAACAAGAAAGGAUUAAAUCUAUAGCUGCAGCGUUAGAGGAUGCGCUGAGCAACACUGCCCGAGUUACACUGCAGGCUAUCGGCACCCAGGAGUCAGCAGUGCAGGCUGUCGAUUUCCAUGCACAGAAGCUCAGAGAAGCCAUGGAUGAGACCCAGAUAUCUGCUGACAAAAAGUCGUUGCAGUGGCGCGAUUUGGAAGAUGCCCUGAAGGUACGAAGCAAGGCUGUUGAUGAAGCAGCUGAUUCUCUACUGAAAGCAAAGGAGGAGAUUGAGCGGAUGCAGAGUAUCAUCGCUGAUUCUAAGAAGAGCCUUAUCAGUGGAGCCAAGCCUCACAUCAUCUCUGCAGAGGAGAACUUGCACCGCAUGAUUGUUGAUCUGGACAACGUUGUUAAAAAAGUGCAAGCUGCUCAGUCUGAGGCAAAGAUCGUAGCCCAGUACCACGAGUUGGUGUCGCUGGCCAGGGAGGAGUUUCAGCGCGAGUUGGACAGCAUCACCCCCGAAGUACAGCCUGGCUGGAAGGGAUUAAAAAUAUCCGAUAUAGCGGGGCGGCUGAGCGCAGACGACCUGAAUUCCCUGAUAGCCCACGCCCACCGGCGCAUCGACCAAUUGCACAAGCAGCUGGCAGAGUAUAGAGUGAAAGAGCAGCAGCAUAUCGAGGCCGCCUUGGAGAAGCAAAAACUGGAGGACAAAAAGGCACUGGAGGCUGCCGUUACCAAGGCACUGGAGCACCACCGAGCCGAAAUCCACCUGGAGCAGGAAAAAAAGGCGGAGGAAGUGCGAGAGGUGAUGGAGGCAGAGAUGAGAACCCAGCUGCGCAGACAGGCGGCCGCUCAUAGCGAUCACCUAAGGGAUGUCCUGAAUGUCCAGGAGCAGGAACUGAAGGCAGAAUUCCAGCAGUCAUUAUCAGAGAAACUGUCCGAUCAAGAGAUGCAGUUUAAACGCCUGGCACAGGAACAGCUGGACGGAUUCACGUUGGACAUGAACACGGCGUAUUCCCGACUGAAGGGCAUCGAGCAGGCUGUCGAGGGGCACGCAGCUGCUGAGGAAGAAGCCAGGAAAGCCCAUCAUUUGUGGCUUUCGGUGGAAGCUCUGAAGUUCACCAUGAAGACAGCCGCCGGCGAUAGCCCCACGGAACCACUUGAAACUGCGGUCCAGGGCAUCCGUUCCAGCUGCUCCAACAAUGAAUUCACCGAAGCCUUGACUGGGGCAAUUCCCCACGAAUCCUUACACCGCGGCGUGUACAGCGAGGAGUCCCUGAGAGCCCGCUUCUAUUCCGUCCGUAAAUUAGCCCGUAGGGUUGCCUUGAUCGAUGAAACCAGAAACAGUUUGUACCAAUAUUUUCUAUCUUACCUGCAAUCCCUUCUUGUUUUUGAGCCAAAGGAGCUGAAACCACCAACCGAACUCAGCCCCGACGACCUCGACACCUUCAAAUUACUUUGUUAUGCCUCUUUCUGCGUGGAACGUGGGGAUCUAGAAUUGGCAGCAAAGUUCAUCAAUCAGCUGAAAGGAGAGUCCAGAAGGGUGGUGCACGACUGGCUGAACGAGGCCAGAUUAACGCUAGAAACGAGACAAGUUAUAGACAUCCUGUCUGCUUACGCCAGUGCCGUGGGCUUGGGCACAACACAAGUGCAGUAGUGACAUCACAGAAAACUACAAAAUUUGACAUUUUGUUGCAGUGUUGAAAUUCAUGAUCCCGUCCCCCAUAAACAGUCACCUCAUUUAAGUUCUGAGUUGUUAAAAUUAUUUACCCAAUCAAAGUACCACUUAGUUGCACUCGGCUCCCCGGUACCGAGAUACCACGGCAUUGUAUUAUUCUUUGUUAUCAUGAAGCCCUCAGUAUCAUACCAUACGUCUUUAUGUUCCCGGCUUCCACUGAUCCAACCCAAACGGUACCAUCUACUGCUGUCAAACUUGCUCCCUCCCAGUGCACUCAAAUAAACAGAGAUGAAGACUAAACUAUAUAUUUUUGCCUUAAUAAAUUGGAUCUUAUUUGUGUUAA